UUCACUGAAAAACCCCAGCAAUCUGAUCAGUAAACCCUGCCAUUUGCCGGAACCCAGAAACAGAGGGAAAAUAAUGCUUUCGUCUAGAAUCUUGAACAACAUUUCCAAGAGAAUGCCUAGCUCCUCCUCCUUCUCCUUGGGGUACGCUUACCCCGAGCAUCACUUAGUUUUAACGCAGCACCGUUCGAUCUUCACCACGUCGCCUGUCCAUGCCUCAUGGAUGGACUCGAUCAAAGGAGUCUUCACCGGCAAGAAGACCUCCACGGAUGACCCCAAAACCAGUGCUGAAUCCUUCACUCUCCUCCGUGAGUCCUCUGCUCACCGCUCUGUCACUUUAGGAUUUGCUGAUGAGUUGAAGAAUGCUAGAAAAUUAGGGACAUUUAAGCAGUACAUAGUUGGUAGAAGCAGCGAAGCCACGUUUGCUGAUGCUUUCGAGAAACAAGAAGCCAUCAUUAGGUAUCUUGGAGGUUGUGAUCCGACCGGAGAGAAUCUUCAAACGAGUCAAAAGAAAGAAGCUGCAAAGCAGUGUGAUUGUACAAUAGUGGAUGUUGAGAAUGCGCUUGCAAAAUUUACUUGGGCUAAAGAAGCGCAUAAGAAGAUGGCUAAGUUGAAAGCGGAAGGGAAACCGAUGCCAAAGAGCAUUGCUGAGGUGCAAAAGCUAAUGGGUUCAACACCAUUGGAUCUUGCCAGGUCUAACAUGGCAAAGAGUGGGCAAAUAAGCAGGAAUGCACUUUGUCCAUGUGGUUCAAAGAAGAGAUAUAAAAGGUGUUGUGGCAAGGAUCAAUAGAUUCAAAGAGAAAAUGGAUGAAAAUCCUACGCCAGCCUUGAAUCCCCAAACUGCUAGAAUCCUCAUGCAGUUGCAAAUGACAUUAUUUCACGGCUCUCUUGGUUCAUUGUUCUCAAUUGGACAACAUUGCCUGAUCGAAAGGUUUUGCUUAGCGAUAAGAGUGUUGCUUAUGUUUAUGUUUUUUUUUGUCAAAGAAACUCAAUUAUGACACAGUUCAUACUUAUAUAAUUGCACAAAUUGAAUUUAAUAAA
Messenger RNA from Theobroma cacao (cacao), 1038 nucleotides. NCBI's taxonomy places the organism in Eukaryota, Viridiplantae, Streptophyta, Magnoliopsida, Malvales, Malvaceae. The record is from RefSeq and is a predicted model, not a curated record.